AUGAAAAUCACUUACCUUAAAAUAUUCUGCGAAGAGUGCCCUCCUGGAUUUUAUACUCUACAAAGGGCACUUACGACUGGUUUGAGUAACAUUAAAGAAACUAAAUGUCUUAAAUGUCCAUACGGAGCGUCUUGUGCAAAUGGAACUAUCAAGGCCAAAGAGAACUUCUGGGGCUUGGAAGACACCUCGUCGAGUCCUCCUAGUCUAAAAUUGUUUCACUGUCCAUCUGAAUACUGCAACAGACCAAGCAAUUCCACCCACUAUGGUCACAACAGCUGUCAUGGAAGAAGGGACGGUAUGCUUUGUGGCAAGUGUUUUGAUGGGUACAGUGAGGCACUCUAUUCAACUUCGUGUAGAAAGAACGAUAAAUGUAAUAAUAAUUGGUUUUGGUCGGCGACUGGGAUUUACGUAGUUGUCUUUGCAGUUUACAUUGUCUUCAAGCCUCCCAUUUUCUCAGGGUUACUAAAGCAGAGUCUUUGGUUUAAGAAUAAACCUGCUGAAAGUGACUUCACGCAGACGUCAUUGAAAGAGGAUAAAAAACACGAUUUUGGAUACCUAAAAAUCAUCUUUUAUUUUUAUCAAGUGGCAGAACUGGUAAUGAUUAAGUCUCCAGAGAAAACGUUUCAUUUGGUUCCAAUCAUCCCUCCCAUCAUUGCAAUUUUUAAUUUCCAGGUCAAAUCAUUGGACGGUAGCAUUGGCUGUCCAUUCCCUGGUCUCACUGUCGUAACCAAGGAACUGUUCAAGUGUUUGAAGUUCCUAGGAACUUUGCUUUCCAUUGGUCUUAUUUAUGUACUUCAUAGGGCCACUAGUAGGUCCCCGCACACAGCUCCACCAUCAAUAAAAUUAUACCUGGCUGUUGCUUUAGAAACACUGUUGCUUGGUUAUGAAAGACUUGCUGAUACAUCCCUUAAACUUAUGCACUGUGUUCCUGUUGAUAAGGAUUGGCGUCUUUUCGUCGAUGGAACCGUUCAAUGUUGGCAGUGGUGGCAGUUCCUGCUUACCGCGUUCAUAAUGUCAUUCGUCAUCCCCCUCGUUCCGGUUCUCUUCUGGGGAUCACUGAGACUUAACAAAGACAAAGUAACGGCCAAGGAAUUUUUAAUAGCUUGCGCAUUCCCUUUGCCUUGCCUUCUCUUUUGGAUGUUUCGUGAAUAUAGAAGAAAAAAAGAUGAUCAACAAAUGCUUAACAUUGGAUGCGUGGACGAUGCGAAAGAAAUAAAGCAGGUUCUCCACGGUCCAUUCCGCGCAGGCUCCAGCGAGGAUCAUGGCACCCUAUACUGGGAAAGUGUACUGACUGGGAGAAGAUUGAUUCUGUUGGUCAUCCAUACAUUUGCUACUGACCCCACUAUUCGUUUUGUGUGCCUCAGUUGCGCAUGUGUUAUUAUUCUGGUCCAUCACCUCACAGUGAGGCCUUUUGGCGAACGGAAAGCUAAUAUCUGUGAAGGCUUUUCUCUGUUGAGCCUAGCUGUUAUUUGCAUGUUCAGUUUAACCGAAGCUACGCUCAUUUCUCAUGGAAUAGAUCCCACAGGACAAAGCAAAGACUUCUUUCAUGCUGUACAGUGGAUCGAGAUCGGUCUUCUCAGCUUGGCUCCUUUGGCACUGUGCCUCCUAGUAGCUUUCUGUGCACUUUCUCAAGUCGCCCGCCUUCUGUACCACUGCAUCACAUGCCUUUCACAUGUUAUAAAUUGCAAACUUUGUACUGAAGAGUUUUCAACGCCUCCGCCAUUUGUGGUUGAUUGGGACUCGGAGGAAAUUCAAGUCAUUGCGUAAGCUCAUGGCUUGUCUAGGUUUUGCUAUUGUCGAAUCCAGAUUAACAGAAAAAAUAGAAGGAGAACAUUUUGAUAGCAGCGUUCUUGGAUGAGCCCAAAUCUGCUAUUCAACUUUUUAUUGAGCAGAAAUUUUAAAAUCAGGGCCAAAGAAGGAAUACGACGAUAAUGUCGCCUUUCACUGCGGAGUUGUUGUCCAACCUAUCAACAGAUUGUCAACCAUUGUUGGAUAUAGAUCGGUAUCGAAAUAUAAAACACUUAACACUGGCUUAAGGUGAAUAUCCUUCAGUCUUAGAAGUGAUACAAAACUAAUUAACUUCAAGGUUUGCGUAUAAAAUUCGAAUUCAAAAGAAAACCUGAAGAAAGAAAAAGGUCAUUAAUGUAAGAUUGUGGAAUAUUACUCCUGUAGACAUGAGGAAAAAGAACUCCUUUAAUUUCGUCAUUUUUCAGUAAAGACUGCCUUCCACAAGUUUUUCCAACGACACAUCAAUCUUAAUAAGUCUAGUUUAUCAUAUUCUUGUUGUCAGACAUAUUUAUUUUUAGCAGAAUCCACUAAUGGUCUAUUAUCAAUACUGCGUUCUGAUUGGUUGAGCUACUACUAGGCUAUAUGUUAUAGACCACCAGUAGCGAAAAGCGCAAGCUUUGAAAACCAAAACAAUGGCGGCUGAAUCGCGUUUUGCUACCUAAAGUUGUUUUGUCUCGAUAUUUUUGACCAACUAGUUGGAAUUUACUAAAACAAUUAUUCCUCGAGCCCGAAUGGGCUAUUGACUCAGUGUCCAUUCGGGCUCGAGGAAUAAUUGUUAAUUAUUUCAAUUCCAAUCGUGCUACGUAAUUUUUUUUCUCGCGAUGUUAUUCAUUUCAUUAUCAUAUAGAUUAGUGUCGGCGGCUAUUGCAUUUAUCAGUGCAAUUGGCCAUCGUAGCCCUCACAUGACUAGUAUUAAAACGCAUUUCAACUGUUUUUAUUAAAGAUACUAGAAAUGUUUGCUCAAUCCUAAGCCUUUCUUGCCAGUGUCUCUUGUUUACUAGCUGGCCAGGCUCAUCUCGUCUCAUGCACCACCACGCUGGGCAAACGCCUUAAAAGUAAACGAAGAGAGGCAGGGAAUAGUAGAUAUACUAUGUAACAAGAAACAUAAAAUUAUUGCCGCUUGUAGGCCACUAUUGCAACAGUUCUACCACAGACUCAUACCUCAUGAUGUUUGUGCCCGGAAUUGUAUCAGAAUGUCACGUGUUCAUGGAAUGUUUUCUGUUUGUCUCAAUAGAGAGUGAAUCAGAAAAUGUUUAUGAGACCAUUUUAUUAUAAGAAUAUUCGUUUAUGGUUAACUUAAGCCAGUUUACCAAGAUGACGCCUUGUUAAAAAACGACAGAACUUGUUUAAAAGCGGGGUUUCUUACCAGAGAAUCACAAAAUACUCUCCUGCAUCAGCCACCCACAAUAAACACUGUAUCGUAUCAUGAAUAAGUAUUCAGUUUGAUAUUUAGAUAUUGUACCUGUCAGAAUUCAAUAAGCUGCAUAUACACGGAAGAACUAAUCAAUUAAAAUUAUUUCAAAUUGAGCUGAUAUUUGACAGUGCAUUUAUAGUUCGCUUUAUAAAUUUCCUCUGGCUACGUAAAUGUUUCCGAAUAAUAUUUUGUAGCAUUUCAUAUACCUGUUCUCCAUUUUGUACAUGACCUAUUUGGUAUCAUGCCCAAACUUUAGUCGUUUCCAUAUGACGAUCCAAAUGCUCUCUUACGCACAUGUGCGUAAACAGGAUGGCUUCAACACUAAAGUUUCAGUCAAACCACUUUAAGCACUAGAAAUGAUAUUCAUUUACUUCCAGAAAUAAGCACGAAGUCGUGUUCAUAGUGUUAUGGCCAAAUAUUCCAAUAUCUAAAAAUACACCCUGAAGCAUCGCUUGCUCGAGAAUAAGAGUUGCUAGAAGUUAUCUAAAAUUAUGGGACGCAAUCAUCUAAUUUUGGUCCACAUGAAUUCUCUCGUGGCCUACUGGUUGCUGCUUCUUCCUUUAUUGUUGGUUAUCGCUGCAUGUGAACGAAAUCAAUGAGUCAUUUGAUUAGAGCCGGUUUCGUUCCCUCUCGUUUAAUUUUAAAAAACUAGAUCAGUUUCAUCAACAGUUUCAUCUAUGUAAUCUAUUGUUGUCGAAUAUCAUAAAACCUCUUAUUUGUGUGACCUCCGGUGUAUCACUUGAAAAGCUAGCCAAACACAAAUUAAUGACAAUACUUAUUAAAAACGUGAGAGUCAAGAAGACUUUUGCAGGGACUGAUCAAACAACGUGAAAUAGAGUUAAGCUGUCACAUUUCGACUGGCCAACUUAACUCUAUUUCACGUUGUUUGAUCAGUCCCUGCAAAAGUCUUCUUGACUGUAACGUUUUUAAUUUUGUCUAUUUUGACUGAUCACGAUCUUUUUGGAUCCGACGUUAAGCAAGAUUGUUGGUAACUAAACAUUCGACAAUACUUAUCAUAGUUUUAUACUAAUCUAACAAAACUAGUUGCGAGUAAAUCCUUUGGGAUCAAUUUAGGUUUCUGGGAAACUGCCCACCUACCCCUCCCCUAAACUAACAUUAACACUUACCUUUCACUUAGGGCAAAAUGAUGGCUUAGGGGAGGGGUAGGUGGGCAGUUCCCCAGAAACCUAUAAAUUGAUCUAUCCUUUGCAAGGGUGAUAACUGAGUCUUAAGAAUACACUUUUGGCACAAAGGCUACCGACGGAAAUGCAAUUAUUGUUCAUUGUUUUUAUCGACUGUUUACAGUAAAUCAAAGGAGAGAGAGAUUUAUUUGAGUGUCUUCUAUUGCUCUCAGGUAGCAUGAAUUCUAUGGAGGGCAAAACUGUUAGAAUCGCCAGUUUCAGUGCUAAGCCAAAUAGGAAAACAACCUUCCACAAAUCUGGGCUAUUUGAGGGUUUGUGGCAUUUGUGUUAGAGAAAAGUACGCCCUUAACUCAACGAAAUCAUUUAACAACCAACUGCUACCGCAUUGUUAUAGUCACUGCAAGUUUAAGUUUUGCAUUUUGAAAACCACAUGCCAAUGCAAUCAGUCGUGCUUUUUAACUUUUGAUUAGCGUUUCUCUCGCGGCUACCCAGAGAAACCCUGGUAUACCAGGGCAACCUGUUUCUUUGACUUUCUUUAAGAGCCGUAGGUAAUUAGCCUGGUUUUUCAGGCUCUCCAUGCUAACCACGAAGACCCUGGUUAACCACUAGGCUUUUGCACAAAUGGUUCAAGCCUAGUAAGCUUGGCUCAUUCUAAAUUUUAGGGGCCUGGUUAAAGACUGGUUCUCUUGGUUUGCAGAAUAACGUUUUUGCUGGGCUUACUAGGAAUACCCUGGUUAAGCAGACUUUUUUACAUACGGUUUAAGCCUAGUAAGCCUGGUUCAUUCAAUACCUGGUUAUGAACCAAGAGCCCACUUUUAGCCGUGAGAGUUCAAGGCGUGUGUCCUGAAUUCAGAAGAGAGAUUGAAGGUGGAAGAAUCUUUGAGGUGACAAGUGCAAGAUUGUGGAACAGUAUUCCUGUAGAAUAGGUAAAAAAACUCUUUCAAUUCAUUUGAAGACUGCUAUCUACAAACAUACUUUGCCCAAAUAUAUACAUGUUAAUUGAUCUAGUAAUUCUAGUUUUUCACACAGAGUAACUUUAAUUCUUAAUGUACGAAGUCAGCUUUAUUUUAAUUCCAGUAGCGCUUUGUCAAUAAAUUUGACAAGUGAUUUUUUUACAAAAUCUUUAGUUGUAGUUUAAUGUUGAUGGCCAUGAGAAUUGGCAAAUGUAACCCUCGUUAGAAAAAGAAGGAAACCACAGCGUUUAUUGUUUUUGCAAAAACAUCAUUGGGGCUGCGAAAGCCUCGCAGAUAUAAUCAUAUAUGGGUAGUGCUAAAACAUUUUCAAACUGUUGAUAUGAAUGAUACUUAAACCCUAAGUUAAGUUGUUGGUUUUCCUUACUGGUGUCGCUUGUUUUCGUGCUGGCCAGGCCCAUCCCAUGCACCACCAAACCUGGAGCAAUAAUACCAACAACAGAGAAUCUCAGGAUAUAACCUAUAGACCUAUUAUUAUUAUUAUUAUUAAGACGUCUGUUACACAAAAGGAGAAAAGUAAGGGUAUUUGUAUGGAAGGGUAUCCGGGAAAAUAUGAUUUCUUACUAUUCCUCCGCAUUCGCAAUUAAAGUACAACCAUGACGCCGAAGUGUGCGCUCCCAUAGCGUCUUGUUUAUGUAGCAGCCGUUUUGUUAAAAAAUGGAAAUGGAAACACCUUUAUAUAAAUCUUAUUUCCUAGGCAAAACAAAAAUAAUGGGAUAUAAGAGCAAACAUGAUGUGAUUUUGAACAGAAAUAUUGCGAUUUACAACAAAAAAAAGUAAAAUUCGUAAAAAAGUCAUACUACUUAGAGCCAGUUAGAUUGCAAAGAUAAAAAGUGAUUUCAAAAUGAGUGUAAUAAGAUAAUAUUAAAUUUCACGUUAAAAUUCUCGCGAAUUUUAUUUCCGAAAGCUUUAAAUUUUACAAUGUUUUAAAAUCGUGGAAGAACGCCAAAAUGUAAGAUUCAUGUAGUUCAUUUCUGUAUUGUAAACGAUAGAUUAGUUUUAUUAACUAGAUUAGGGAUAUUCAAUUUGGUUAGUUACGUAACCUGACUACUAUUACCAUAGUGAGCUGCAAAGCACUGAAGAGAAAGGAACUAACUAAGUUGUGCGUUGAAAGUAAAAAAAUGUAAUCGGCCAGGAAUAUCAUUUGUCAGCUACACCCUCUAAAGAAAUGUUAUUCGUUUUAACUCAAUUGUUCCGUUGCAUUCGCGCUUUAACCCCUUGCUUGUAAUGAAAACAACUGGCACAAGAACAAUAAACUAUUUGUAAAUCCGAGAUCCAGAGGUAACCGGUUUGCCCUCAAUCAGCAAAUGAAAUAAUCUUCACUUAUAAGAACUUCAUAAUUAAUUUGACGUGGUUGUUUGUUAGUUUCAUGUUAUUGCUACUACUAGGUAUUAUCAAGACAAAUUAAAAACAUACGUGUUUUUCAAGAUGAAGCGGAGACCCUGGGAUGGCACCUGAACCGGACUGCAAACAGCUUUGGCAACCGUUCCUGGUAAGCACUAAAAGUAACAGCUAACCGCAUUUCCAUUCGAAAAAUUAAAUUAUUAACCGCCUAGAGUUGAAGAUGUAAAAAUUAGGAAGAAUAAUAUAAAAGCCAAUACAAUUCUGGAGCUCACUGCAUAGUCUGUUUUGCAAUGUUUGACUUGUUACCAUGAUAGCCCCGACAUCAAAUUUUGCACAAUGUCCUUGUUCAAUACAGACACUGUAUUGUGAUAACAGGUCACCCAGUCAUCAUGAUUAUUUCAUUAUGUAACACGAUCAGUCUUAAACGGCAAGACUACGAUUGAAAUUCAAUAUUAUUGAUGUAAGCGAGCUCUUUUGACCACAAAUAUAUCGUAUUUUUAGUAUUCAGUUUUCAAGCCGUGCUCGCACAAAACAAAAACAACAUGGACCUUACUUCGUACCAGUUUAUGACGAAGACAAUACGUUUUUUUGGGGGGGGGUGGGGGGAGAAGAAUGCCCCUUGUUUGUACCCAGCCUUGCAUCAGACUGUCACGUGUUCUUGGAAUGUUGACGAGUGAAUUAGGAAACGUUGCAGAGACUGUUAUGUAAUAAGAACAUUUAAUAACGGUUAACUUAAGCCACCCUUUCAAAUUCUUUAAAUUGUGAAACCCCUACCCUUUCAUAUAGCUGGCGUCUGAAAAAGGUACCGCUUUCGUGCGGAACUUCCGCGUAUAUGUCAUUAUAGGUAGCACCCCUAUGGGUGAAGCACACGGCCCAGCUUAUCUUCCGCAUCAAACAGCCGCUUUAUUAAGGACAAUAUCCUGCCAUCAAAAGCAAUCUAGUUUGGCUAGAUAUGAUGUCUAGGUAUUGUAUAUGUUGGUCUUAAAUAAGCAAACGCGUGCACGGAAAAAUAUAGGGUAUAGAACUAAUAUAACAAUUAUUUUAAUCAUUUUGAAAUGAGCUAAUAUUUAACCAUGAAAACAGUGUAUUUAGUAAUGAAUGAUCUCUGGACACGUCACUUCUACAAAAUCACAUUUUUAUUUCAUAAGUCUGCACUCCUUUUAGUUCGUUAUGAAGUUGGAAAACUAGUGACAGAACUGUUUUCACAUGAAGAAUGUUUUGCUCUCUAAACUAUAUGUACGAUUCAAAAUCUCGGUCAAAGUACUUUUAACACUAGAAGCGAUAUACAGUGGUUCCAGAAAUAACAACAAUGACGUAAUGCUUAGUGUUGUGGCCAAAUGUUAAAUACUUUAAGCGUCCCUUGCUCUGAAAUAAAGGUUACUACAAAUUAUCCAGUGCAGCAUUGCGCAUCGUAGUAAUCUUAUGUUCGUCGACAUGAAUUCUCGCCUGCGCUACUACUGGUUGUUCCUUCAACUACUCUCUUUACUGUUGGUACUCGCUAUAAACAAAAUCAGUAAGUUAGAGGUUUCAUUUCCAUCCUCUCUUAAGUAGAUUGUUGAUCUAUUUCAUCCAUUGUUUUGGAAUAUCAUAAAACAUUUAAAUUUUACCACUUGGUGGAUCACUUGAGAAGUUAAUCAUAAUUUGAUGAGAAUACUUACCGUACCUACGUUUAGUUUUAGUUAGCCUGGUCGACUACAACUCGUCGCUUUACCAAUUAUUAACUAAUAAGCAAAGAUAAUUGCUGGGUCCCCAAGGGGCAGCUUAUUUUCAUCCGGCAGACGAUCUUUCACAGUGUAGUAAGCCUUUGACAACUGUUUUCAUUUCGUGUGCGUACAGCUUAUAGGCAAGCACAAUUUGUUCACUAAUAUCUUCACUUGUAUUCCAUAGGUGGUGAUACAACACCAAUUGAUUGUCUUUAUGUUUCACAUCAAAGUGGCCAAAACACACCUCAAUGCGGUUCUCGGACCGAGCCAUGCCAAACUUUGCCACUAGCACUGCUGUUGGUGAGGGAUGGAGGAAAGAUCUGUCUGGAUGGAAGAAACAGUGAAAGACAUCCUUACAGUUGUUUUUUCAGAAAGAAUGUUUUCAUUGACAAAAGUGUGGCAAUAUACGGUUUGUUCACAAAGGCGCACAUUACAUGUGAUCCACGCUAUGGCAAUCUUAUGUUUAGAUAUCCUGAGAAUCGCCUCUUUAAAUUAACUCUCUCCAACCUUGUAUUCCACAGCUAUGGAGUCGAUCUAGUCAAUGUGACCCGUUUCAGUGUAUCGAUAUCAAGCUGCAAGUUUAUUAAAAGCUCUAUCGCAGUUGGUGUUUUACAAAAAAAAUCGAGAAUCUUUGCAAAAUCUUCCAUCGUCGUUACCGACAGCGAAUUCUUGCACAAUAAUAGGUCCGUCUUCGUCAUCUUGUUUAAUGGGUGGUUCACCUUAAGGAUCUCGAGGUGUGUCUUUCAGGGCACGAAAGGACGUUUUAAUGGAGUUUCUGGUGAGAAAAUCCUAUUGGCAGCCGUCUGCAUUAGAUACGCGGGAUAUCCGGCAAAGAUGGUAAAAACAGUCGGUGUAAUUACUGACUGUCGUUUUCAAGACCUUGGUCAUGAGGACAAUAGCUUUGCAUUAUUAUUUCGGUCUUAUGGCAUCUAUGACAGUGGAAACUUGUCAGUAUUUAACAGCACCUUUCUUUGCAAUGAGAAUGCCAUGUUAGUGGUAGGCGGAUUUCACGUACAGCUACGCCAUGUGACAUUUAAUUCUACGUAUGGUUAUGCUUUAUUUGGGCGGUGGUCCUACUAAAAUAAACGACAGGGUUCCUGAUUUAAAGUUAUUCCUGGACCAUUGCCUUCUAUUAAACAAUAGAAUUGGAAUAAGAAUGGCACUUACUAAUUGCCUGAACCGCAGGAUCUGCCCACCAGAUAGCAAAGUAUUAGUGGUGAAUAACAGUCAUUUCGUCGGAGGAAAGGAUGCUCAAGCGUUCGGUGACGCGAUCAAUGUAAGAGUGGAAACACACUCACCCUCUUUACAAAGACCUAAUUUUAUCAAAGGCAUAGUAAAACUCGAAAACGUUACUUUUCGGGAAUUUCAUAACAGCGUACUCUAUAUACAAAUGCAAAAGAAUCUAACGGGCCUGAUAUACGUCAAGAACUGCAAGUUUCUGAAUAAUUCUAAUUUUGUUUAUCGCUUGGUAGAACAACACACUGUUGAGAUGGUCUUUGAUGAGGAGGACCCUCCGAAAUGCCUCAAAACGAACCACAACGCUAAAAAUUUGUGGAAUAACAAACCUCAGUUUCCAGUGGUGUUUGAAAACAGCAUAUUCGAGAACAACGUUGCCAUCUCAGGAGCAUUGAGUUUCUUCAAUGGAAAUAUAACUUUCAAAAAUUGCACUUUCAAGGACAACGAAGGUUUAACUCUGGGUGGGCAUAUUAAAAUGAAGAUCGGUUACGGUAGACUUAACAUCAUUAACAGCAACUUCCUACAGUCACGUUUGAAUCAACAUUUCAAUGCAGAGGGGAAAUUUUCUUAUGAUGGAUGCUUUUUGUAUUCUGAUAGUGUUGGUCCGCUCAUUAUUAUAAACUCGUCAUUUACAGCAAAUAUGAAUAACCAGUUCUCCCCGAUCUUAGCUGUCACUAAGAGCAGCUUGAUACAAGUAGAUGCUACCUCUAUGAUUAAGUGUCCUUCUGGCAAGUGGCUCAAAAUGGAUAUCAACAAAAAUACCGAGGUUUUCAAGUUUACGAAAGUAAGCGAAAAGUGUUUGGUGAAAGUCAAUUAUGUCAAACUCUUCUGCAAAGAGUGUUCUUCUGGAUCUUAUAGUCUACAGAGAAGAUUUAUAUCAGGUUUAAAUAACACUAAAGAAAAUAAAUGUCUCAAGUGUCCAUAUGGAGCGUCGUGUAAAAACGGAAUCAUAAAAGCCGAAGAGAACUUCUGGGGCUUGGAAAACAAUUCUUCGAGUCCACCGAGUCUAAAAUUUUUUCACUGUCCUUCUGAAUACUGCGGCAGAUCAAGCCAUUCCACCCACUCUGAUAAUAACAGCUACAACAGCUGUCAUGGAAGAAGGGACGGUGUUCUUUGUGGCAAGUGUACUGAUGGGUACAGUGAGGCACUCUAUUCAACUUUGUGUAGAAAGAACGAGAAAUGUAAUAAUAACUGGUUUUGGUUGGCCACUGGGAUUUACGUGGUUGUCUUUGCAGUUUACAUUGUGUUCAAGCCUCCCAUUUUCUCGAAGCUGCUAAAGCACAGUCUCUGGUUUAUGAAUAAACCUUUCCGGAGUGAUCAGCAGAGAACCUGCGAAGAAGAUAAAGAACACGAUUCUGGGUAUCUAAAAAUCAUCUUUUAUUUUCAUCAAGUGGUAGAACUGGUAAUGAUUAAGUCUCCGGAGAAAACGUUUCAUCUGGUGCCAAUUAUCCCUCCCAUCAUUGCAAUUUUUAACUUCCAGGUAAAAUCAUUGGACGGUAGCAUUGGCUGUCCAUUCCCUGGUCUUACUGUCGUAACCAAGGAACUGUUCAAGUGUAUGAAGUUCCUCGGAACGUUGCUUUCCAUCGGUCUUAUCUAUGCGAUUCAUCGAGCCACCAGUAGGUCCCUGCACACAGCUCCACCAUCAAUGAAACUAUACCUGGCUGUUGCUUUAGAAACACUGUUGCUUGGUUAUGAAAGACUUGCUGAUACAUCCCUUAACCUUAUGCACUGUGUUCCUGUUGAAAAAGAUUGGCGUCUUUUCGUUGAUGCUCACAUUCAGUGUUGGCAGUGGUGGCAGUUCCUGCUGAUCGCGUUCAUAAUGUCUUUCAUCAUCCCCCUUGUCCUGGUUCUCUUCUGGGGAUCACUGAAGCUAAGUAAAAACAAAGUAACAGCCAAGGAAUUUUUAAUAGCUUGCGCAUUCCCUUUGCCUUGUCUCCUCAUUUGGGUUUUUCGUGAAUAUAGAAAAAAAGAUGAUCAACAAAUGCUUGACGCUGAAAAAGUGCACAAUGCGGAAGAAAUAAAGCAGGUUCUCCACGGUCCAUUUCGCAGAGGCUCCAGCGAAGAUCAUGGCACCCUAUACUGGGAAAGUGUACUGACUGGACGAAGAUUGAUCUUGUUGGUCAUCCAUACAUUUGCUACUGAUCCCACUAUACGCUUUGUCUGCCUUAGCUGCGCAUGUGUUAUUAUUCUGGUCCAUCACCUUACAUUGAGGCCUUUUCGUAAACGCAAAGCUAACAUCUGUGAAGGCUUUUCUCUGUUGAGCCUAGUUGUUAUUUGCAUGUUCAGUUUGACCGAAGCUACUCUUAUUUCCCAGGGAAUAGAUCCCUCCGGCCCAAGCAAAGACCUCUUCUAUGCUUUACAGUGGAUUGAGAUUGGCCUCCUCAGCUUGGCACCAUUGGCGCUGUGUCUCCUUGUAGCUUUUUGUGCAUUUUCUCAAGUCGCCCGCCUGUUGUACCAUUGCAUCACGUACCUUUCACGU
Messenger RNA from Porites lobata, 12077 nucleotides. The record is from the annotation of a GenBank genome assembly. Lineage: Eukaryota; Metazoa; Cnidaria; Anthozoa; Scleractinia; Poritidae.